Macrosiphum euphorbiae (potato aphid) is the source of this 240-nucleotide messenger RNA. NCBI's taxonomy places the organism in Eukaryota, Metazoa, Arthropoda, Insecta, Hemiptera, Aphididae. The record is from the annotation of a GenBank genome assembly.
AUGAAUGCAAUUUCUGUAAUAUCUAAAUGGUACAAUGAAGCUGUUGUACCAAGAAACAAAGUUCAAGGCCUUAUUAAUGAUAUAAAUGUAUUUAAUUCAAAUUGUAUGGAAGUAUUGAAAAAUAAAGUAUUAAACACUUUGGAAGGAAACAAAAGUGAUUUAAUUUCAAUUCCUGAAAUAUCAGAUAUGUUUAAUGUUAUGAACAAACCUUUUAUCAAUCUAGAAUCAGAGUAUAAAUAA